This is a messenger RNA of Trichomycterus rosablanca, 2165 nucleotides long. RefSeq names its product transmembrane p24 trafficking protein 9 (gene tmed9). Gene Ontology annotation, cellular component: COPII-coated ER to Golgi transport vesicle; endoplasmic reticulum-Golgi intermediate compartment; Golgi apparatus. Lineage: Eukaryota; Metazoa; Chordata; Actinopteri; Siluriformes; Trichomycteridae. Gene Ontology annotation, biological process: COPI coating of Golgi vesicle; intracellular protein transport; Golgi organization. The record is from RefSeq and is a predicted model, not a curated record. The transcript is spliced from 5 exons. The coding region runs from base 4 to 675 and encodes 223 amino acids.
AACAUGGUGGCGCUCAGGAUGCAGUUUAUGUUUGGCACAUUUUUAUUAUUAAAUUUAUGUUACAGUCUCGUCUCUGCACUGUAUUUUCACCUUGGCGAGACCGAGAAGAAAUGCUUUAUAGAAGAAAUCCCGGAUGAAACCAUGAUAAUUGGUAACUACAGAACACAGCUCUAUGACAAACAGUCAGAACAGUAUUUGCCUGCCACACCAGGACUGGGAAUGUUUGUGGAAGUUAAAGAUCCUGAUGAGAAGGUGAUCCUGUCCCGUCAGUAUGGGUCAGAAGGCCGAUUCACCUUCACCUCCCACACACCUGGAGAACAUCAGAUCUGUUUGCACUCCAACUCGUCCAAAUUUGCUCUCUUUGCUGGUGGCAUGCUUCGAGUUCAUCUAGACAUCCAAGUGGGUGAGCAUGCCAAUAACUACGCAGAGAUUGCUGCUAAAGACAAGCUGACUGAGCUGCAGUUAAGAGUACGCCAACUUGUGGAGCAGGUUGAUCAGGUCCAGAAGGAGCAAAACUAUCAGAGAUAUCGUGAGGAGCGCUUUAGACAGACGAGUGAAAGCACCAACCAAAGAGUCCUGUGGUGGUCAAUCGUCCAAACGCUGAUCCUGGUGGCUAUUGGCUUCUGGCAAAUGAGACAUCUUAAGAGCUUCUUCGAGGCCAAGAAAUUAGUGUAAAGGGUUUCUUGUUUGUUUUUAGUUUAUGCAGUACACAGACAUGCCCAGACGAGUCUUGCAGAGCCAGCCAUGAUCUCUAAUGGUGUGAAGAAAGAAAUAACGGUGUGAAGAAAGUCUUUUUUUUUUUAAUUGUGAAUUGUGCUAAAAAAAGAGAGCAAGCUAUGUCAGUUCGGUGUGCGUUUAACACACAUUGUGGCUGUAAUGCAAGCACAUGUACUUUGACACAGCACCAUUACUCACAUUUACCUCUUCUACAGGAUGCUACAGCAACUGGUUUAAUGCUUUAAACUGACAUUGUUCCUUCAGUAAGACUUUAUUUCCAUCCAUCAUUAAGUCAAAAGCCCUCACAAGUUUCUCCAGAUCUAUCUUUAGAGAUAAAGUCUGGCUCCGCAAGACUUGAGUUCAGUUUGCUGAAAUCUUCUCCCAGAUUUCCUUUGAGACUUUGUUCACAAUUUGUUCCUGUGCAACAUGCCAGCGAGAGUGUAUUACAACCACUUAUUUCAGUACAAUCCACAGCAAGUAAAAUGGAGAUUAUGAAGCUGUAGCCUUUUGAAUUUGAAUUUCUCGCUCCCCUUUUUAUAUUUUAGGCUUUUUGUACGCAGAUUUUGUGUGAAGUCGUCCAACACUGUAGUCAUCCUAGACACAAAACAGCUUACGAUUCAUUUUAUGUGUACAGUGCUUCUUUUUUUAACAUUAGUGAUCUAUUUAAAGUUAAGGUUCUUCUGGGUGAAUGUGUGUCCAUUCUUUUAUUUAAUAUUCAUUUGUUCAAUUGGCAUACAACCUGUUCCAGCCUAACUGUCCAGCCAAAUGUGUUUUACAAGAUAGUUUACAGCUGUAGUAGUCUCAUCAUGCAGCAGUACAGAGAAUACAUUAGAAUUUCUUUUGGGGGGUGGGGGGGGUGUUUGAGGGGGUUUUUGAGUUUAAUAUUUAAUACUUUGGGGUUUUUUGUGUGUAUACAAACGUACACACACUUGUAAUAUAAUUGUGGUAUGUUCAACUGCAUGGACUAAUGUUUGGUUAAUGGUAGACAAUGGGUCACAUUUUAAACAGACCACACUUUAAUCCUUAAUAUCUAUUUUUGACUCUUCAAUAUUCCUUUCAGUUUUCCCUGUUCUAGGAUGCUCAGGUAUUUUUUGAUUACAUUCAUUUUCAAACACUUUUUUGGAUAAAAACCUACCAUUUAACAUUGAACAUAAAUGUUGUAAUUAAAGUUGAUUAUACAGGCUGGGGGUUUAAGCCUUUUAAAUGAGGAGGGAGGACACUGUUGUGAUGUUCAUGAUUGCACUCAAAUAAAUCUCUUGUCUCUCUCCAGUUGACCAGUAACAUAUUUUACAACAAUAUUAAAUACCAAUCUUUGCCAGCGACACAUUGUGAGACAUGGGAGUGAAAUCACAUUUUAUACUUUAGGUCUAUGACUGUACAUUGCUGCAUUUUUGUCCACUGUUGAGGCCACUAACCUAAAUAUAAUAAAUUGUACAUGGUUAUAAUUA